Aspergillus nidulans FGSC A4 is the source of this 1041-nucleotide messenger RNA. RefSeq names its product mediator complex subunit MED6 (gene med6). Gene Ontology annotation, biological process: positive regulation of DNA-templated transcription; regulation of transcription by RNA polymerase II. The transcript is spliced from 2 exons. Lineage: Eukaryota; Fungi; Ascomycota; Eurotiomycetes; Eurotiales; Aspergillaceae. Gene Ontology annotation, molecular function: transcription coregulator activity. Gene Ontology annotation, cellular component: mediator complex; nucleus. The record is from RefSeq and is a predicted model, not a curated record. The coding region runs from base 1 to 1041 and encodes 346 amino acids.
AUGGCAGGCACUCAGGACCCAUCCUCGCUGGAGGAAAUCUUAUGGCGAUCUCCGUCGCAUGUCCAGAUGAUGGGCGGAUACCUCCAUUCAAACAAUAUCCUCUUUUACUUCGCCGAGUCUCCCUUUUUCGACGCAACCUCGAACAAUGCCUCGUUAGCCAUUCAAGCAAACUACAAUGAAGCCUUUCGUCAUUUUGUUGAAACAAGGGAAGCCUUCGAGGCCCGACUGAAGACUAUGCAGGGUCUGGAGUUCAUGGUUGCCUAUGACCCAUUGCAGGCUGCUGCAGGCGCGAACGCCCAAUUUGUGCACGAACCGUCCAACGUGUGGGUAAUUCGGAAACAGACAAGGCGGAAGAGGUCCGGGUUUGAGGACGAGGUCGUGGUUCUGGCUACGUUCUUUGUGGUCGGGGACUGCAUUUACAUGGCCCCUUCAGCUGCGAGCGUGAUAGGGAACAGAAUAGUAUGCCUUGUUGCCUUGAGCGUUUCACGAUCAGCUAUUGUUGCAGAGCUAAUAGCCGUCAAGCUUUCAGCAGUGACCUCUCUUACGAGUUUGCUCAAAACUGCAUCAACAUUGCCCAAAUUCACUCCCUCGCACGGGCACACAUACCUCCCACCGGCGCCCAAAUCAACAGAUGUUAGUCAUCCGAGCGUUCAGUCGCAAACAAGCAAAGAGAACACACCAAUGCCCGACGCCGAUGCCACAAACAAGUCACAGUCCUUCACUGGAUCACAGAAUAGUUCUGGCCCGGCAGUUUAUGACAUGCGAUCCCUCGCAGAAUCGUUUAGCCUUGUAGCGCGGUAUGGAGACGAGUUCAUGGACGAGAGCCCCUUGAUGGGAGAACCGGGAUCCUUUAUCCUGUCUAGGCCCGGGGACGCAGAUCGAGGCGCAGCCCCGAAGCAGUCACAACCUUCAAGCACAAACGCGGGAGGCCGAGUUGGAACGCCGCUAGCUAAGGUUGACACGCCGGGCAAAUUAUCGGAUAAAAACAGUGCUGCAGAGGAGCCCAAGCUGCGGAAGAAAAAGAGCAAACCGGCGAGUUAG